UCCCAGAGAGGAGCUCACAGCUGCUGGACUCUGCUCCACGGUGUUCAGACCCACCAUGUGGCCUUUGGUCCUGCUGUGGGGCUGCCUGGUGCUCCCAGGUUAUGACGCCCUGAAGGGCCCCAAGGAGAUCAGCGGCCACGAAGGUGAAACGGUCUCGGUGAAGUGUACCUAUGGGGAGGAGCUGAGGAAGCACAUGAAGUACUGGUGCAGGCAGGGCGGGAUCCUGUUCUCACGCUGCACUGGCACCAUCUACACAAAAGGCGACCAGGAGGUGACGCAGGGUAGGGUGUCCAUCCGUGACAGUCCCCAAGAGCUGGCGCUCACCGUGACCAUGAGGCACCUCACCCUACAGGACGCCGGGAAGUACUGGUGUGGGGUCAACAUGCUGGGUCUCGAUGAAACGUCUCUGAUCUCUCUGAUAGUUUUUCCAGGAAAAAACGACAGUGCCAAUACCACUGGUCCCUGCUGCCUUCCCUCCCCUACUCCCUCCUUCCAGCCUUUUACUACUACAAGGAGCCUGCAGCCCAAGGCAAAAUCUUGGCACACUGAGCUCCCAGAAUUGACUUCUUCUGAUCUCCACACGACAAUCACCACAGCCAAGCAGGGGAAGACAGGGACCAAGGCCCCUCUGUCCACAGGGGUGGCCCCCAAACGUCCUGCAGGAACCUCUGCCCACAAAGGAAUCUCUCCAUAUACAGAGACCUCUCCUCACACAACGAACUCUCCCCAUGCAGGGAGCUUCCGCCCAGCCAUCCAGCUGGACUCCACCAUAACAGAGGACACCAGUCCUGUCCCCAGCAGUGGCAGCUCCAAGCCCAGGGUGUCCAUCCCACUGGUCCGAAUGUUGACCCCAGUCCUGGUGCUCUUGUCCCUUCUGCUGGCCACAUGUCUGAUUGCCCUCGGCAGCCACAUGCUCCGGAGGAAAAAGAAAGGUGAGCCAGCUCAGCUGGCCAUGGGAACACAGAGGAACGAGAAGGUCCACCUCCCAGCCUCGACGCUGGGGAACGGCUGUGCCCCUGAGGACGUCGUGAUCAACCUUGCAGGGCCUGCUGGGCCUCGGGAGUGUGCUGCUGGCCCCUACACGAACAUCCAGUGCCUAAACCAGAAAAUGAAGUGGGGAGAUGGCGCUCAAUAUACAAAAGUAAGACACGUGGGGAGAGAAACCAAGAAGAAAGAAAAAAAGUCACCCACAAUCUCAUGGCUACCCGGAGACAACCAUGAUUGCAGAUCGCAUUCCGCUACAUUUCCCAAUUUUGUCCUCCACAAACUUUGUGAUGUCCUUCUAACAGAGUAAUUAACUGCUUUGUAUAUGAAACUUUGUGUGCUGACUUUCCCAUUAGUUACUGAUCAGAAGCAUUUCUCCAUGUUUUACAAACCUUUAUAAAGUUUA
Messenger RNA from Castor canadensis (American beaver), 1390 nucleotides. RefSeq names its product CD300 molecule like family member g (gene Cd300lg). Gene Ontology annotation, molecular function: transmembrane signaling receptor activity. Gene Ontology annotation, cellular component: plasma membrane. NCBI's taxonomy places the organism in Eukaryota, Metazoa, Chordata, Mammalia, Rodentia, Castoridae. The record is from RefSeq and is a predicted model, not a curated record.